Molecule: messenger RNA, 4754 nt
Organism: Daphnia carinata
Lineage: Eukaryota; Metazoa; Arthropoda; Branchiopoda; Diplostraca; Daphniidae
Gene: Exo84
Exons: 20
Coding region: 114-4712 (1532 amino acids)
Biological process (GO): regulation of transcription by RNA polymerase II
Molecular function (GO): RNA polymerase II cis-regulatory region sequence-specific DNA binding; protein binding; DNA-binding transcription factor activity
Source: RefSeq, a predicted model, not a curated record
CCACCAGGCGGCGGCCAUUACUUUGUUACUUUCGCAUACGAGUCGUUUUUGUAAACAAUUCAAGAUUUUGAGUUUUGAAAAUCAUUUAGCCUUGAAAUUUUCGAACAGUGGGGAUGGCGGUAUCCCAAAUCAGAAUUCAUGGGAAAGGACAUCAUCUUUGUUUAUCGCGAACUUUACAGGCAUCCUUAGAGGAAGAAACGUACACCGAUGUACGAAUCGGCGUGUUUAAAUCUACCUCAUUGGAUGGCAAUAAUCAUCCCCGGUUUCUACGAGCCAGUAGUGCAGUUUUAGCGGCCGCUAGCCCUGUUUUAGCCCAACUUUUAAAAGAAAGGACAGAAGAUGAUGAAAUAGUCUUAGUGUUUGAUGGCUAUCAAUAUCAAGAUAUCUUAAAUUUGCUGCAGUAUGUAUAUACCGGGCAGGCAUAUGUGAAUUGCCAAGGUGAACAAGUGUUCAGAGAUCUAUUAAAUCAUUUGCAUGUUGGUGACUUCACCAAGAUUUUACCAAAAAACAAACUUUCUGCAUCCCAUGUGCUGAGUAAUGAAGACUUAGGUCAACCUACAUCAAAGCAAAUGAAUGUUGAUUUUGCUUCAAAUCAAGCUAAGAAAACCAAUCUGGAAAACUUAAAGAAAAAAAAAUCUGACUAUGGAAAGCAUUUUAAAAAGAUUCCAGUUUAUCCAACAAGACCUUUGCAACUACCAAAAAAUGAAAUAACUCUUCAGGAUCCAUUAUUAAAUCAACUAGAUAUGUUAAAUCCUGAUAUGGCACGAACUGCUUCAAUGCUAGAAAAAUCUGCGACGAAAUUUAAUCUCUUGACGGAGGCGGAAACUAUUGCUGGAAACUUGAUUGACUAUCCAAGGAUAGCAAACCGUGUGGGCAUUUAUUUUGAUCCACAACUUUUCGGCUAUUACCGAUCGAUAGUACGGUCGUUACCACCCAUCCGAAUCUUUCUCCACAUUGACGAUGACGAGUCUGAAAGCGAUUCAGAUUGCGAGUUAACAACAGUAAAGAAAUCAAAUAUAGUGUAUCCACCAGCCGGGAAAAGACACAUCCAACAAGUUCUUCGCAAACGAAAGAGUUUCUUUAGAAGCCGAUUACCUGUCAAAACAAUGUGUCGUGUUAACGGCAAGGCACACAUUAUAUUGGACGGAGAACCUAUUCCGAUGGACCCGUUCAUAAAAGCAAUUGAUUAUCCAUUGGUGGAUCAGAACCAGCAAAGCCAACAAAUAGAAUCCCAACAGGAGGACGAAGGCUCCGCACAGCUAGAAGUGGAGAACGAAUCACGCCGUAAGCGUAUGCUGCUUAGCACGCUCAGUCGACUAAGAAAAGAUCAUUCUCGUGCCAAAAAAGUUGCACAUAAUAUUUUAAAAGUUUCAUCCGCCAAAAAUGAAGUUGAUGAAAAGGAACCUACGCAAACACCAAAGAAAUCGGCCCAAAAUAUGGUAAUCUGUGAAAUAUGCGGAAAAGUUAUUUCCGCCUCAUGGAUUCGCGUUCACUUCGCCAAUCAUCAGGGAGAGAAAAACUAUUUAUGCGAACAUUGCGGGCGUUCUUUCGCGUCAGCCAAUCUGUUAAAAUCGCACGUCCACUAUCAACAUAACAACCAAUUAGAUAUGAUCGAGUGCAGCAUUUGCGGCAAAUCUUUCACGAAAAAGUCAAGACUUGAAAUUCAUAUGAGAAUUCAUAGCGACACAAGGCCUUAUCUUUGUUCAGCACCUGGUUGUGGGAAAAGAUUCCAUACGAAUGGCAAUCUGAGGAAGCAUUCGUUUGUACAUACUGGCGAAAAGCCGCACAAGUGUGGCAUUUGUGAUAAAUCGUUCGCACAGUCAACCAAUUUGCGAUUGCAUAUGCGAACGCACCAACAACUAUUAGAUAAAGGCCAAAACUUUAAUUCACGUGUUCGCAAACCGGAAGCCGUUUUCCCUUGUGAUUUUUGCCCGAUGACGUUCCAUCGCAUCAGACAUUUCAAUGCGCAUCGGGCAACUCACACUGGCGAACCAACUACGUUACCCUGCACAAUUUGCCAACAACAGUUCCCUAAUAUAAAGGAACUGAAGGAUCAUAAAAAAACUCAACACCCCGGCACAGUACAUCAGUGUCCUCAGUGUGAUAAAUCUUUUUUUAAAAAGACGGCCAUGCAGCGACAUCAGGCUUCGCAUACGGAAGAAUUGGUUCCGAAACCCAAUUUUCCCUGCCAACAUUGCAAUUCGCGAUUUACUACGUCGGCAGCAAGAACGGUACACGAAAGAACUCAUACGGGCGAACGCCCGUUUGAAUGUCCUACUUGCUCGAAAAGCUUCACAUCAAAAUAUAAUUUUCGACAACAUCUACGGAUGCAUUCUGAAGAAAGACCCUUUAAGUGUGGUCAGUGUGGCAAAGCUUUCAGACAGCCUCAACACUUGAGGGCACAUGCUUACACACACAAGAGCACAGAGGAGCCUGUGCCUUGCCCCAUUUGUGGGAAAAUGUUUAGGAACAAAAUUUUAGUUAUGUCACACAAGAGAAUCCAUAAGCAAGCUAAAUUGGAUCAGUCAAUUACAAAUCAGGAGAGUCCACAGCAUCAUGAAGCCAAUCUUCAGUUUGUCGACAGCAAUAUGGAAUUCGUGAACAUAUUGGUUUUGGCUGUAGACGUUAAAGAACUUACUCAGAGUACGGUGGGCGGUCACGAUCUACAACAACACAGACAAAAAAUACAAGCUCUUUCAGAGGAGACAAAUCAGUAUCUAAAAAAGAAUGUAUACCAAAAUUACAUGCAGUUCAUUGAAACUGCAAAGGAGAUUUCGUAUCUGGAAAGUGAAAUGUACCAACUAUCACAUUUAUUGACAGAGCAACGUUCCCUAUUAGUUACACUAUUGGAAAAUUCUUUACUUGGUGACAAAGCCCCUGGACUUAGGGGUGUUGAGAAACCAGAAACAAGAGCAAAAUUCAAUACUGAAGUUGCAGUUAAUUUGAAUGUAAACAAUCAGGAAGGCAGAAAACGCCUUACUGCUUUGUUGGAAAAGGUUGAAGGUUGUGCUAAUGUUGUAGAAUCACUGACUAGGACUUUGAUACAUGAGGGAGAUAUGGUGGAAUUGGACCCUUCUGACAACUGUGCUAUCGGGAGAGUGCGCGGUUUUUUACUCAACGAUAGUUUCAUGAUUGCUUCAUGGCUUCCUAACAAGAGAGGCAACAUGAGAUAUCAGUAUCAGGCAUUGUACGAGCUCGAAGGCCUAGCAGUUAUCAACAUUCGGGAUCUAGGCCCCGUCAAAUACGCAUUCAAGUUAAUGAUGUUUCCAGAUACACGAGUCCUUCAGUGCGCAAACUCAAAUGACAAAAAAGAAUGGCUCGAAGCUUUUGAUUUAGCCAAACACUUGAAGAUAAAAAAAGAAAUCAGUCCAACACCGUCGGCAGAAACGAAAGAUAAUAGCUAUGACGAGGCAUUUAACCCGUUUGCAGAAGACGAGAGCCUUACCGGUUUUCCAAAUGGAACGGAAAACAGUCAAGAAGUUGCUGAAUCUAUCCCUGAUUGGGUGGCGGAAGUUGCCGAUGAUAUGGACGUCUAUGUAGCACAGCGAGACUUUGAAGAAGCUGUUUCAUUAGCGGAAAAAACACGAGAUUUUUGGGAUGGCGCGUCACCUAGCUUGGUCAACCUCCAUCGUGAUCUAAAAUUGAAAAUCGAUAGCCGAAUUCGCCAGCUAAGUGAAGUUUUAAUGAACGAGCUGCGCGUCUCCCCAGACAAAUCUUUGCAGGGUGGACCAAGAGCUGCCUCGCGUGCUGUGCUUCUACUCUCCAGAUUAGGCCAGGCAUCCCAAGCCUGCGAUCUCUUCCUCAAACACCGCUCCGCCCUACUAAAACACAAUCUUCGUCAACUGAAGACCGAAGGGGCUACCACUCUCUACAUCAAGAGGAUAACUAGCCUUUUCUUUCCAUUCGUUGCGGAUACUGGUCGUGAAAUAUCACGCGUAUUUCCUAAAAACAAAGUUUGUGCAUCUGCGUUCGUGGUUUGGUCGCGAAAUGAAGUUGGAAAAUUCGGAAAUAAUUUCAGGAAACAUGUUUUCACCUCAGGUUCGACACUGACAACGGUUGCUGAAUGUGUCGCACUUGUCAGAAGCCACUCUGAAGAGCUGACUGAAAUUGGAUUGGACUUGACUUUCUACUUGGAAAAUGAGCUUCGUGGUCAAGUGGAACGAUGCUUGCGUGAUGCUCGUGAGAAGCUAAUGGAAUCUAUUAAAUUACGUGCUUUAGAAGAUAAAUGGCGUCCGGUGAAUCUUGUCAAUAAGAAUGGAAUCGCUCGGUUCGCUGAUGACAUGAAUGAAGUAGGAAUUGCUUCUAUACAUUCUUGGGUUUACGAUGAAUGCUGGGUGGCUCUGACGAGCAACACAAUCAAUUUUUCAAAAGCGUAUAUGACCUUCCUGGAUGACGCGCUGAAAAUGCCUUCAGCAGACAGUAACAUCUUUGUAGACGAGGUCUUGCUCGAUAUUUUCCAAGCCCAGUUAAAACAUGUAGAAAAUUCUUUUCGCUCUGGAAAGUACAAGGGGGAGGCAAAAUUCAUUAGCAGAAAUGCAUCGUUUUUACUGCAUACCGUCCUUGCAUUAGCUCAACGUCGCGUCUCAGAGGUUCGGCUCUAUCCGUGUCCUUCGUUUGCGAAAUUACGCUCUGAAUUCGAGUGGCUAGCUAAUGAUAGCCAGAAAAUAACUACAACAAUUAAAUCCCCGGUUUCUGAUCAAUCUUUUAUUUAGCGGGCUGCAAAUGCUUAAAAUAUAAUAUACAAAAGGUUACGU